AUGGCCGGUUUUAACCCACGAAGUAAGACAUGUUUUAUUAUGUUGUUCUCUUUACUGUCUGCGGUUGGCGAUUGAAAGAUCUGAAAAAAUGCAUAUGGCCCAUAUAUGCAUUUUAUAUCGUCAAAAGUUUUGACGAUAUAAAUUUCCUUGCCUGAAUUCAGGGAUUUUCAAGAUUCACUUCCACACAGUCGAUCAUUUGUGUGUGUGUACAGAUUUCAGAGUAGACAAGCAUACAUGCGCUCUUAGCUUUUAUCUGCGAACGAGUUCAAUUCGAUUCAACCGUGAAAGAAAGAGCUACGUGUUUCGUAAUUCGCACGAAAUAGUUUUCAUGUACGGUAAUUCGCGAUUGGUGUUAUUGGUUUGUCUUGAAUCUCAAUUCAAGUUCAUAAAUCGAUUACUUUGCAACAAUCUACUGAGACAUUAGUCAGAAUUACGUUUGUUUCUGCAUGUGCGUCGGUUGGGAACAGCGCGACCAAUUUGUAGUUCUCAAAAUCACUCGAAACCUCGGGUUUCCCCUGACUUAUUUAUUGCUUUUAUAUUUUUAUUCUUGGCUUUAGUCAGAAAUCGUAACUAUAUAUAAUCAAAACUUCAGAGAAGAAUUUGCGAUUCGCACAAUCCAGAAAUUCAGAUUUCACAUUACAAUUGCUCAACUUCCGCUUUUUAUUAGGACGUGUGUCUUUUUCAAAGUCAAUUCCUCUUCCGAGAUUGAUAAGAUCUAUGGAAUGCACAAACCAUUUCAUUCUUGUUGUCUCACUAACUUCCUAACUGUUGCCGAAUUUACCGUCAAAAGUAAAGAGUAAAACUAUGACAUCAUGUGAAGAACUGCGCGACAUGAUCCCCCCUGAUAUUUUAAUAACGUUUUCAGUCACGCGAAUGCUCCAGUUUGCGUCUCUUUCGCCAAACCAAUUGCUACUUUCUGUCGUUGUCGGUUUUUUUUAGAAAUACAUUAUACUCGUGACUUGUUUUAUCUUCGGAUUUCCAAGUUUAAGCCCCCCCCUCUUCGUCCCUGCAUCCUUUUCGAGAUAGACGGCUCAAAAACUUAUAGAGGUGGGGGUUGCGAACUACAAAAAAAAAACAAAACAAAAAAAAAAAAAAAAUAUAUAUAUAUAUAUAUAUUGUUUGGGAAAAGCUUGCAAAACAAAAGUACGCUUAACCAUGCACGAGCCACUCAGAGAGGCGAGAGGGAAAAAAGGAAGGGGAGAAUUUAGGGAGCAGGGGGGAGGGGGGGAGGGGGUAAAAAAUCCUACCGUGACAUAUGGAUACAUUGUAAUGCUACUAAUGCUUCCAACCUUUCCUCAUAGCUUGAAUCGUGAACGAUCAUCAUAUUAAUAUUGUUAUUUUGCAAAAGCAGGCAGAAUGGAGGUGUUCAAGACAGGCAAACCAGAGGAUAAAGAACUUCUCAGCCUGGCUCAUGAAAUUGUGUUAAUCUGGAGACCACUUGGUGUAAUUUUAGGCCUAACAAAUGCAACUUUGGAUGUAAUUGACCAAGACAGUCCUAAAGUGCUGAAUAAAUCGUAUGACAUGCUGAUAAAGUGGAGGGAGUCACUUGGAUCUGAGGCGACUUAUAAAAACUUAGCAGAGGGGUUAGAUCACAAAAUUAUUGGAAGGCAUGACUUAGUAGAGAAAUACUGUCAUGAAAGUGGUAAGUAA
Pocillopora meandrina is the source of this 1650-nucleotide messenger RNA. The record is from the annotation of a GenBank genome assembly. Lineage: Eukaryota; Metazoa; Cnidaria; Anthozoa; Scleractinia; Pocilloporidae.